AUAUACGCUUUGCCAGCCUUUCUUCCUCUUCAGUCAGUCACUUCUCUUGCACAGUUGCACUGCAUCUCCCUCUCCCUCCCUCUCUCUCUCUCUCUCUUUCUCUCUCUCUCUCUCUACAAUGAACCCAUCUGAAGAACUAAUGGAACAGGGAAUAUCUCCACGGAGGGUAUCCCGUACAACUGUGCUCACAUUGGCUUAUCAAAGUCUGGGAGUGGUGUAUGGUGACCUAAGUACAUCCCCUCUCUAUGUUUAUAAGACCACCUUCUCCGGAAAGUUGAGCCUUUAUGAGGAUGAUGAAGAGAUUUUUGGCGUCCUUUCGUUUAUUUUCUGGACGUUUACUCUAAUUGCGCUCUUCAAGUAUGUUUUCAUUGUGAUGUUGGCUGAUGACAAUGGUGAAGGCGGUACCUUUGCUUUGUACUCCCUCCUCUGUCGUCAUGCAAGAUUAAGCAUUCUGCCAAAUCAAGAAAUCACAGAUGAGAAGUUGUCUGAAUAUGUGACGGAAGGAACCGCAGAAACAUGGCAGAGUUCAGCUCUGAAAUCAUUCUUUGACAAGCAUCCAAGAUUUCGCAAAGGGCUGCUGGUUUUUGUUCUAUUUGGAACCUGUAUGGCAAUUGGUGAUGGUGUACUCACUCCUGCAAUAUCAGUUCUUUCAGCAGUCUCCGGGAUUAAGCUUAAAUUCACAGGACUCCAUGACAAUUAUGUUGUGAUAAUCUCAUGUGUCGUCUUAGUGGGGCUUUUCUCCCUUCAGCAUCACGGAACACACAGAGUUGCUUUCAUGUUUGCUCCGAUUGUUACAGCAUGGCUUCUGUGUAUUAGUGGCAUUGGAAUAUACAACAUAUUUCGGUGGAACAAAUGUAUAUUUCAUGCCCUUUCUCCAGUUUAUAUGUUAAAGUUCCUUCGAAGCACGGGCAUUGAAGGAUGGGUAUCCUUGGCGGGAGUUGUUCUUUCAAUAACAGGUGUAGAGGCGAUGUUUGCUAAUUUGGGCCAUUUCUCUCCGCUCUCAAUAAAGAUGGCCUUCACAUUACUCGUAUAUCCCUCUCUAGUUCUUUCGUACAUGGGUGAGGCUGCGUUUCUUUCUAAGCACCACAAAGACAUCCAAAGAAGUUUCUAUAAAGCCAUACCAGAAGCUGUGUUUUGGCCAGUGUUCAUAGUUGCCACUUUUGCAUCUGUUGUUGGAAGCCAGGCAGUAAUUUCAGCUACCUUCUCUGUUAUAAACCAGUGCUGUGCACUGAAAUGCUUUCCCCGCGUCAAGAUAGUUCAUACUUCGAGUAAAAUAUACGGCCAAAUAUACAUUCCAGAGGUCAACUGGAUGUUAAUGUGCCUUUGUUUAGGCGUGACAAUUGGAUUGAGGGACACAAACAUGAUGGGUCAUGCAUACGGUUUGGCAGUCACCGCUGUAAUGUUUGUGACAACUUGCUUGAUGGCUCUGGUGAUGAUAAUAGUCUGGAAGAAAAGUAUAAUAACUGCAUUAGCGUUUUUAAUGCUCUUUGGAUCAAUUGAGGUGGUUUACAUUUCAGCAUCCGUCAGCAAGAUCCCAGAAGGUGGAUGGAUCCCGGUUGUGCUCUCUAUGAUCUUUAUGGGUGUAAUGUACAUAUGGAACUACGGAACAAUGAUGAAACACCAAUUUGAUGUUGAAAACAAGGUCUCAAUCGACAGAAUAGUGUGCUUAGGUCCGAGCCUUGGCAUGGUUCGGGUCCCAGGAAUUGGACUCAUGUACACUAAUUUGGCGACUGGGGUACCAGCUGUUUUCGGACACUUUGUAACUAAUCUACCUGCAUUCCACAAGGUGCUGGUUUUUGUUUGCAUCAAAUCUGUUCAAGUUCCCCAUGUUAGUGGAAAUGAAAGAUUGCUUGUUAGUAGGGUGGGCCCAAAGGAGUAUGGACUGUUCCGGUGCAUUGUGAGGUACGGUUAUAAGGAUCUUCAACAGGAAACCUGUGAUUUUGAGAACAUAUUGGUGUCUAGUAUAGUGCACUUUGUAGAAACAGAGGAAGAAGGUCCUUUGAGACCGAUAACUGGGUGCUCUAGACAGUUUACUGAUGCAGAUUCCGAGCCCCUUUAUGCUCCAGAUCGCACUUUCAUGGACUUGACCAAAAAAGAAAACACAGUGCAGUUUUCAUGUGAUCUUCAAGUGAUAAAACCUGGUAUCAGGCAAGCGGAAAGUUCUAUUUGCAAAGACGAGUCCCUGCGAAUAUUAGAAGCCAAAGAAUCUGGUGUUACAUACAUUUUCGGGCAUUCGCAUGCAAAGGCAAAGAAGUCAUCUUCCUUUUUCAAGAAACUUGUUAUAGAUAUCGUCUAUGCUUUUCUGAGCAAGAACUGCAGAGAGCCGGAUGUUGUUCUGAAUGUGCCGCAUACUUCUUUGUUGGAAGUUGGUAUGAUUUACUACGUCUGACUUCUAGGAAGAAGGCGUACUAAACCCAUCGGAAGAUCCUGCGUGUGAUUUUGGGAUGUGUCGACGGAGGAAAUUCAUACUUUGUUCGAACUCGCAAUGGUUUUACUAAGCAGUGGGAAGUUUAGAGGGACUUGCAGAAACUGAUAGCUGUUACAGUUAGAUUUGAUUUUUCGGGUUUAUCUAUGUUAACUUUGUAUCAGAGAAAUGUAAAAAUUUAAAUUGCUGUAUCUUAGAACGAAUAAAUACCUUGAACUAACACCCUCA
Pyrus x bretschneideri (Chinese white pear) is the source of this 2653-nucleotide messenger RNA. Its product is annotated as potassium transporter 1. The transcript has 9 exons. Gene Ontology annotation, molecular function: potassium ion transmembrane transporter activity. Lineage: Eukaryota; Viridiplantae; Streptophyta; Magnoliopsida; Rosales; Rosaceae. Bases 119 to 2389 code for a protein of 756 amino acids. The record is from RefSeq and is a predicted model, not a curated record. Gene Ontology annotation, cellular component: membrane. Gene Ontology annotation, biological process: potassium ion transmembrane transport.